AUCCCCGUGUUUACCCGCCCGAUGGAGGGUGGUGGGAUGACGAAGGAAGCCCAGAUGACGUCCCUCGCCUCUGAGCACGACACCCAACGCGCUCUCCGGCGAAUCCAGAAGCUCUCCCUCCAUCUCCUUCAACCUUCGCCAUUUCUUGAUCCUGAAAGUUCCGGCGACAAGAACUGGAUAGUCCCGUCGCCUUGUACCGGUGGCCGCGGGAGACCGCUUCUAUCUGUCAGCCGGGCAGAGUUGGUGGAAUACAUGAAGGGGAGGCAUCGAGAGAUCCAGGAACGGAUCUUCAACUUUUUCGUCUCGCGGCCGGAGUUGCAGACGCCAGUGGAGAUCUCCACAGCAGACCAUCGUGUGCUCUGCAUGCGGCAGCUCACAGCCCUGGUCCGCGAGGCCGGAAUCCGGCCGUUCCGGUAUGCGAUUGAGGAUCCUUCUGUUUAUUUUGCCAUCGUUGAAGCCGUCGGGGGCAUAGACAUCUCUCUCGGGAUCAAGUUGGGCGUGCAGUACAGGUAAAUUUCUGAUAUCCCUCUUUCAAAUGGAAGAUUGAACAGGGGAUCAGAGGAUGAGGGUUUCUUAAUUAUAAUAGCUGUACAGAAUUUUGGAA
Molecule: messenger RNA, 604 nt
Organism: Phalaenopsis equestris
Lineage: Eukaryota; Viridiplantae; Streptophyta; Magnoliopsida; Asparagales; Orchidaceae
Product: acyl-coenzyme A oxidase, peroxisomal-like
Exons: 1
Source: RefSeq, a predicted model, not a curated record